GAAUAAAACAGCGAAUAUCUGGAUUCUAUAAAUUGAAAUCUGGAUUUGAAAGUGUAGUUUUCUCUGUUUGAUGGUUUGCAUUUGCAUUAACAGUAGCUUACCAUCUCUUUGAUGUUUCCAUGAGAUGUUUCUCCCAAUAUUUUUGUCUCCUUUUGAGCAAUGAUGAUAGGAUAUCAAGCUUAUAUACAGUAAGUCACAUUUCACAUUCUCUUUAACCAAAUGUUUUGAGUUAAUCUUCUGGAAUAUUAGAUUUGUGCUGCAUUAUUACACAUAUCAGUAUCUAUUUUUUUGUCACCUUGCAUAGUUGAAAGGUCUCUUAUCCCAACUACAGAAGGGUUUGUCUCUCUUUGGAACGCCUUCAACAAGGUUUCCCCUGUGAGCUGAGCACCUGUUUCCCCUCAGUUCUUAGAAAACUUUGGCUAGAAAACCAUUACAAUUAUACAAUAAUCUUUCUGUGAAGUCCACUGAGACAUCACAUCUGAUGUGAACAAUAUGACCUUUAUUGAUUCAUAACAGGCACACUAAACCCCCCUCGGUGAUGUCUACUGUUUACUAUAGUCCGCACUCACAUAGUCAGAUGAUUUAUCACUAAAUCGACAGGCAGAAGUCAAUAAUGACUUUGAACCAUGAUAACAAGCUUCAGCUACCAUUUGCUGACAAAGCUUUUCUGUGGUUUUAAUAAAUUACUCUGAUGAUUUCUUGGCUGCUGGUCAGACAGAGUAACCAAUGUGAAGACACUGCUUUCAUUGCAAACAUUUUCAUCAUUUCAUUUGUUUCUAAAUGAUGAACAAACUGUGAUUAAUCAGUAGUAGAAAAUGUGGCAACAGAGGUGGUCUGUUAAAAUUAGUAUAACAAAAGCUAUUAUCAUAGAUAAUUUAAUUAUUAAUACAAUCCAAAAAUCAACAAUUAAAUGUUAGAUGGUCUCUUCCAUAAAGGGAAAUUUGCUGUCAAAAAUUUAGCUUGAGUGCAGGGGAGCUCAAACUUCUGAUGGUUGAGUGCAUGAAGUAUGUUACAGAGAGUUGGGGAAAACGCAGACCUAAAAUACUCAGAAUUUGUAGGACAUUUGUUCAGAAAAUAACACGAAUUGUGGAUUAAAUAAAUGUACAGUAAUGUAACCUCCACACGAUUAAGGGCUGCAGAAAAUAUUACCCAGAAGCCUGGGGACUUCAAUUUAAGAACCCUGCUUGUAGAGUAUGGCAGGCUACUUGUUUUUUUGCUUGCCCUAAAUAAAAAGGUGAGAUUGGAUUAUAAGUAGUUCCCCAACACUAGCUUAUGGGAAAUCCGGAAAUAACCAGUAACCCUGUGAAUAAGCGGCAGCUCAGGGGAAAGUACGGAAUCUUCGCUGAAAAGUGAAACAGAAACAAAUAAAAAAAUAUUAUAAGCAUGAAAUUAAAAUACUUAACUGCUUAAAAGAUUCUAUGUCGUUACUCUGUUUGUAUCACGACGAAUGUUGACCACCAAUAGCUAUGCUCCAUCUCCAACUGUGAAAAUCUGCUCCAACACACACACACACGUGCGCGCGCACAUAUACACGAACAAGCGGCAGGUGUCAGCAGAACACACCCGAAGCUCACAGCACAGGUAUGCGGACGCGUCCCUUCUGUAUAUCAAACCUUUUAAACUGCACCGCGCUCGGAUUGUGCGUCUGUGGCUGUGAGGGUUCAGUAUUGCGGUUGAAGUCCUCUUGGUGACGCUCUGCUGACAUCACUUUGAUAUUCCCCCACUCAGCUCUCCGCAUCAGACACACGGAGCUCCAGCACUCUCACACACACUCCGUCCACACUUUGUUUCCAUUUCGCUCCGCUCGCCUUGUACAAGACGCACCGGCACAAAAACACAGCCGCGGGCUGCCUGCGCACUGCGGCCGGUCCACGCGGGGAGGGCUCUGACUCUUCCUGUCAUUAACAGAAUUAAAGCAAAGGACAGAGAAACUAAUCACGGUCCAGACUGAGGAGAGGCACGCUCAGAGCGGCAGGAGGACAGAGAAGCUGUAACUUGGCUGCUUUCAGCGCAGGCGGUCUGAACUGAGCUCGAAGUUUCUUGGCUGAUCGGAGAAGGAAUAAUUUGGAGCCCGGCUGAAACGCACGGUGCUGUUGUGGAUAUUACGUCCACCUUAUCUCCUGUGUAUAAGAAUGGCGAGAGAUUACGCAGCGCGCUGCCCGGUGUAUCCGGUGAGAAACGCUUGGCUGGUGGCAGUAGCGGUCCUCCUUGCAGCCCAAGAAAUUGGGGCUCCAAAAGUGCAAGUUGCGGAGGAGCUGGAGGCGUAUCCCACAGAGUCUGUUGAGCUCAGCUGCCAAUUUAACGAUGGAGGCGGUCUGACCAAGCUCACACAGGUGUCCUGGAUAUGGGAACCCUCCGACGGACACAGGGACAACAUUGCUGUGUACCACCCGGUGUAUGGACAGAGUUUCCCUAAUGUGGCCUUCAAGGACCGCGUUGUGUUCCUUCACAACAGUCUGGAGAACCCAUCCAUCAGGAUUUCUAACCUGAGAAUGUCCGAUGCCGGCCGCUAUACCUGCGAGUACGCCACCUAUCCUACUGGAAAUGAGCAAGGGACAACCACCCUCAUCAUGCUUUCCAAGCCCAAGAACUCGGCCAAUGGUGUGACUGUCCAAGCUGGCACCAAGUCGGUGGUGGUAGCCCGGUGUGAGGCAGCGGAUGCCAAACCAGCAGCCACGAUCGAGUGGUUGGCGCCAGUGGGAGGCAAUCAUUCGACCAGCACCACGAGCGGGCCAGACGGCACGGUGACGGUACGCAGCGAGUAUCGGCUGGUCCCUACACCGGCAGACAACGGCAGGGAAGUGAUCUGCAGAGUCAACCAGAAGACACAGAAGCAGCCUUGGGUUUACCCUAUCAAGCUAUCUGUGGAGUAUCUACCCUCUGUGUCCAUUGAGGGAUACGACCACAACUGGUACGUUGGCCGUUCUGAUGCCACGCUGGUCUGCCUGGCUAACGCCAACCCUGAGCCCACAACAAUCACCUGGACUGCGGCUUCUGGUCCUUUGCCAGAAACAGUGGUGGUGGAGGGCAACAAGCUGACAGUGAGGAAGGUGGAUGAUGCUGUCAACACCACCUUCAUCUGUGAGGUCAAGAAUAGGCUCGGGUCCAGCAGGCACCAAAUCACCACUGUUGUCAUUGAAGAGGAACGGCAACUCAUCCAAGGUCCAUCAACAGGUGCCGUAAUAGGAGCGAUCCUCGGUGCUCUCAUCUUCAUCUGCAUAGUCAUCAUCGGCACAAUCUUCUUCAUCCGCAACCGGCAGGAGGACGCAGAGGGCCCACCCAAGCACAAGCCCCCUCCCCCAGUGAAGGCAGGCAGCUCAACAGAAAUGCUCAACAAGCCAUCAGAGCCUCCCACAGCCACAGAGACAGCGCCUCUCAGCCCAGGAGAGGUUUACUACGAGCCCACAGGGAGAGAGCCUGUCACUAACCUGGAUGAUGAGACCACCGGAGCCCUGAACGGCAGAGCCCCUCCAGUCAAAUACGACAACGAGCGCAAAGAUCAUGCAGCAGACGGUCACCAUAGCAAUGAUUUGGAUUCUUCUAAUCACGAGGUGCCGGCUGCCAACAUUUCUCGUGGUGAAAGCUUUGUAUCUCCUGCCAUGUAUGUGUAGCCUUGGCAACCGGAACACCACGUCACAGGCAUAUGGGCAAACUCCAGGUCACGUUAUUUAGCAUGAAAAGUAAAGGCAAGCACACGUUUCCGCCAUUUUUCUUGUAAACAUUUACAAAUUUUAAAGUUUUAGUCCACACAUGAUGAAUGUUUUGAAUUUAUUUUUAUUUGCCAUUCUUAUUUAGUGGGUGUUAUGGGUUUAAAUAUCUUCUCACUUAAUAUAAAUAGCUUUGUUUUGGGGUUUUUUUGUUUUUUUUUUAAUCUGUCAUAAUGGUACUUGAGACAACAAAGAAUUCGGUCGGUUAAAGUAAAAACAGCUUGUUUUUAUUAUUUUUAUUUUUUAACCUCUGCCAACUGGAGCCAACUGGAACAUCUUGCCAUUAGCUUUCAGAAAACCUAGAGCUACAAUACAAAACAUCAUAACAGACACACGCACAUAGUAAUCCAUGAUAUUAGAAAACCAGAGAGCCAGUGAAAUCACAUUUUACAAUAAUAUAAAAAGUUAAUUAAAUGGUCAAGAGCUUGUGUAAUGCACGUGAACUGGACUACACAGUGCACUACUUCUGUGUAGUGUUAGCAAAUUGUUUGAUUUGCUACCAGAUAGAAUAUGCAACAUCUCGUGCAAUGACAACACAGUCAAAAAAUUAUUGUUGUAUGUGAGGCUGCCAGUCCUGAGCUCUUCGGUUCACAUCUGUGGAAAGUAAGUUCCCCUCUAAGUCAAGAUGAAACACCAGGGAGCGGAGUACUACAGGGGAAGUAAAACAACCACAUCUGAAGUCCUUUCAAAGCACUCCUCUUUUGCCGCUGCUUGAGUUUGAAUUAGACGAGGCUGAAUUCAACCCCAGGAAGUCCAAAGCCUGAUCAUCUGGCUCUCCAGGCAGCUUCAUUAAUCGCUCAAGACAUUUGAAAACACAUUUCAGUUAUUUAUCAAGUCCCAAAAUAACUGUAACCCCCCCCCCACACACACACACACACACACACACACACACACUCAUUCUUACCCAGAUUACAGUCCAAUAAAGAAACAUUCCACUUUAUUAUGUUGUCAAAGAGCCUCAUCUGUCCCUGCAACUGUCAGAGCGACGGGGCUGCUCGUUAGCGCUAACGAAGGGGAAGUGACAUCGUUUUCAAGCUCUGUAACCUGGCAACAUCACAUCAUUUAAAGUCCACGGUUUCAUAUUUGUUCUUGUUAAUUGCGAGAGUCAGUAAGACUGGGCUGGGGAGUGAAGGAGACUAAAGAAAAGCACACACACAGGAGUGCACACACACAAACAAAAAGCCUCCAACAAUUUUUGCUUUCAGUUCUCUAACAAAUCACACAGUUAGAGUUGAGGAAAACAUCAUAAGGAAUGUAUUACAAAAUGUGUAAAUGCUCGGCAUAUAUUAGAAGGAUACUGCCAUUACAGCCAUUUUAACAGAUUAGAAUGGUCAUAAAAUCCGAUAUAUGCAGAUCAUUUCACACAUGUCGAAAAUAUGCAGUCUGCAUUUUAUCCAAGAGUCGACUUGAAAGGGAAAAAAACGUGAAAAAGAAGGCGAGCGACAACUUUGCCUUCAGGCCGAAUCAAGAAUUGGUCUUCACAGAUGUCAGAUGAUGGUACCAAAUCAUGGACAGUGUAAAUAGUAUUGAUAAUAUUGAUGAAUAAUAUAUUGUUGGUGAAAUGUGUACACAUAAAAAAUAAACAAGUGUAAGUGUCAUCAGUGCCUCUGUACAGGGGAUGGAAGUUUGUUAAAUGUCAAACGAGCGACUAAAAAAAAACAAAACAAAGUGUAUAUUACUAUUUUGCUUUUCACGGGUGCAUCAAGGUUGUCACUUAAUACUAAAAUGUUUUUGAGUAUAUAAAAAAAUGAUGUGGAUUUUACUCCGUGUUCAUAUUACUCUGCAUGGCAUGAUCGGUGGCUUGUUGAAACAUUUUCCCAAGGCUGUUUGCAGAAUAAUCUUCAUUUGUAAAAACAUUUCUGAAUGUCAGAAAAGAAAGCUGUUUUUCAUUUCUGUCUCAAUGCAUCUGUCAUACUCAUGCACACCACGAGUCCAAUUUAAGUUGAGAGAGCGGGAUAUUUUUUUUGUUUUUAUUUUUUCCUUUUUUUCUGUCUCACGACGGCUCCGCGAGCUGCCUGUUUUAGUCUCGAGCGCUAAUCUUAAAAUGCAGUCAGCAUGGAAUCGUCGUCUCUUACGGCCACUGAGCCCAGCUCACACAAAAAUACGCCAACUUUUUUUUUCUUAAUCUUGGGUUCUUGCUUCAGACUUUGAGCCGCACAAAUCUUUCAGAGCCAUCGUGUUUACUGUCAGAGGGCAGAGAAAGGCGGGCGGUUGAUAAACGGCAGAUUUGUCAGCAGGUAUAAAAGUUAAUGGAGGUGUCACGUAGACAUAGAUGGAAACAAAAGAGAGAGACAGGGAUACAGUGGUGCAUGGUGAACGUAGAUUGAUAGAAUAAUAACAUAAGAUUAAGGAAAAGCUGGAAGACUUGACGGAAAUUAAAACAAUAAAGUAGAAAAAUUCUGAUCACAGCUUUCACUCUCUGCACAGUAGACGCCAGAUGAUAUUUGUUUUGCCGACAUACAGUAUGACAAUCAUUUGUUUUCUUCAUAUGCACUAUGCUUAGUCAUUAUAAUAGUCCCACUUUAUGCUGCUACAUUAUCAUUUGUCCCCAAAAGAGGCAUGCGUGUUUUCCAUAUUAUGUUUACAGUUUUCAUAAUGCGACAAUUAGCUAAAAUUAGCUGAUUUGCUAGCUACUGUAUAGCUAAAUCAGGCCAGAUGGAGGAUAAAAGAGGACUUCUACAGCAGCAAAUAGUGUUAAAAGUUUUUGUUGCAUACCUACUUUGUCCCACUAAGAUGUUUAUUCUCAUUAGAGGAAAUGUCUGCAUGCUGCAUGGCCCUAUUUCCAUAUUUUAUAAGAAGAGUCGCCCCACAUUAACAAGUAUACGGCCUUUUGACUCGCUUAUAUGGUGCAGUGUCAGACAAUCGUAUAUGAUGUAUUUUAUAGCCCCGACACAGAACAAAACUGUCAUAAAGGGAACUCAGUGUAAUGGUUUCGCUUUUUUGUUGCUAAAUUAUUUUCACAAAAUGAAUGAAUAUUUAGUUUCCUGUGGAUUUAUUGUGUUUAAUGCGUUAGCCAGGAGGCUGUUCUUGAGAGAUUGAGCAAAAGGGAAAAGACAAUCAUUGGGACCCAUUAUAUCAGAGACCAAUGACUCAGCAAACCAUUCAGUUAUGAGUUUCGACUCUGCCGUCUCAUUUAAGGAUCAUUCGGUUUUUCCCAGAGCCUUGCGUUUAAUAGGGUUGCUUCAUUGUGAGGUAUCUGGAAUUAGAUUGUUGCCAUUUCCAGGAAUAGAUAUGAAGCUGACUCAUAAAAUGCAAACUGCAACGAAAAACAUAAUUCGGUUUACACUACAGGCUGCCAAACAGCAUGGGUCCACAGUUACAAGAUGGUUAUCGGAGGUAAGUGCAGUGAUUUUACAUGGAUUAUCUGUCGGAUAAAGGCUCUGGGUUCCUCCCCUCUGUGAGAGGUGCAGUGUUGCCUUUUGGCCCAGGUGCUUUGCUCAGUCUCCCCACUUCCUCUGUUAUUAGUUCAGCUCCAGAAACACAAGCUGUGAAUGCCAGUGGUAAUAUUGUUCAGUCUGUAUUCAGUCUCUCAUCCACCCUCUUUGUUUUGUUUUUCUUCUCCGAUCUCUCGUUCAUUCAUUGUCAUCACAGCUUUUUAUCACGGAGCCAGACGUGCCUUCUUUAUGUUAUGUUUAGCUUUUCAAUUCUCACAUUUCUUCUCUGACAGUAGAACAGAUGACGAAACGGGGAAAUACACAAACACGGGAUGUGUUCGACAUUGAUAGUGACAGUGCUAAAAAAGAAAAAACAACAAAAAAACACUAGAGAUCAAAUCAUCUUAUGUGAGUGUUUAUUGGGUUUUCUUUCUUUUAUUUUGUGUAUCACAGAUCAAUUAUCAUUUUGUAUGCUUUUUGGGAAUCCUAUUGUACAUGUUUUACA
Pelmatolapia mariae (spotted tilapia) is the source of this 7586-nucleotide messenger RNA. RefSeq names its product PVR cell adhesion molecule related 2 like (gene pvrl2l). The record is from RefSeq and is a predicted model, not a curated record. Bases 2133 to 3611 code for a protein of 492 amino acids. Lineage: Eukaryota; Metazoa; Chordata; Actinopteri; Cichliformes; Cichlidae. The transcript is spliced from 10 exons.